CGAAAUUGUAGAAGUAAACAACAGUCGAACCAAAGCAUUCGGUCUUCGUUUUAAUCAAUUUCCAAUAAGAAAUUCCCAAAAAAAUACAACUUGACUUCAUCCAAAAGUCAAUUAAGGCGAUAAUUAACAAAGUUUUCCAAUUGUUCAUCCAAUCCCUUCCGCAAAAGCAAGAGAACUAAGUGUUCGCACGACAUAAAAUAAGAGAAGUUAAAUUCAAUUGAGGAUGCUAUUUAAUUUUGGACAAAUUCCAAAAACGCUUGGAUUAUUCAGUACUGCUGUUGUUGCUUUAAGAUUCAUUUCAACUACCAGCGUCGUAAUGGCAGCAUCCACGCAACAAGGCGAUCCCAAAACCGCAAAAACUGUCUAUGAAUUUACCGCGAACGACAUCAAAGGCGAGCCCGUGAGUUUGGAAAAGUAUCGCGGACACGUGUUGAUCAUCGUGAAUGUCGCUUCGAAGUGCGGCUACACAGCAGGUCAUUACAAGGAGCUAAAUGAGCUUUAUGACGAGUUUGCCGAGUCGAAAGGUCUUCGUAUUCUCGCUUUUCCGUGCAAUCAAUUCGCUGGUCAAGAACCCGGAGAUGCGGAACAGAUUCAAUGCUUCCUCAAGGACAACAAAGUCAAGUUUGAUCUUUUCGAGAAAAUUGACGUCAAUGGUAAAAAUGCGCAUCCUUUGUGGGCUUUCUUGAAGAAUAAGCAAGGAGGUUUGCUCAUUGAUGCCAUUAAAUGGAAUUUUACCAAAUUUAUCGUCGAUAAAAAUGGAAAUCCUGUUGAACGUCAUGGCCCGAGCACGAGUCCUCAACAAAUGAAGAAGAAUUUGGAAAAAUAUUUCGAUGAACCGAAACAAGAGUUGUAAAUUUUUGUUCGAUGAAAAGCGAAAUUUUGCAUUUUUUCAUGUUUUCUUUUUAAUGAGUUUUCAUUGUGUUUGGUGACCAAUUUGAUUCGAAAUCUUGAAAAAAAUAAUAUUUUGUAAUUGCACAAUAAUUGCUUUUAUGAUGUAUCAAUAAAAUU
Molecule: messenger RNA, 1008 nt
Organism: Culicoides brevitarsis
Lineage: Eukaryota; Metazoa; Arthropoda; Insecta; Diptera; Ceratopogonidae
Exons: 4
Coding region: 224-853 (209 amino acids)
Biological process (GO): response to oxidative stress
Molecular function (GO): glutathione peroxidase activity
Source: RefSeq, a predicted model, not a curated record